GGAACCUCCCCAAACCCAUCAUCAAGGCUGAACCGGGCUCUGUGAUCUCCUUCACUAGUUCCGUGACCAUCUGGUGUCAGGGGAACAUGGAUGAAGAAAUGUAUUUUCUGCAUAAUGAGAGAAGCCAAAAAACCUGGAGAGCACAGACAGCACAGGAGCCUGGGAACAAGGGCAAGUUCUUCAUCCCUUCUGUGAGGAGAGAUCAUGCAGGACAAUAUCGCUGUUAUUGUUACAGUUCAACUGGUUGGUCAGAGCCCAGUGACACCCUGGAGUUGGUGGUGACAGGAAUCUAUCAGGACUAUGAACCCAGGCUGUCAGUGCUGCCCAGCCCUGUGGUGACAGUAGGAGGGAACAUGACACUCCAGUGUGCCUCACAUAGUCACUAUGAUGAAUUCAUUCUCACCAAGGAAGAUCAGAAGUUCACCAGCUCACUGGUGACACAGCAUAUUCCUUCUAGAGGACAGUACCAAGCCCUGUUUGUCAUGGGACCUAUGACCCCAAACCUCACAGGGACGUUCAGAUGUUAUGGUUACUACAAGAAUACAGCACAAUUGUGGUCAGUAUCCAGUGAACCCCUGGAAAUUCACAUCUCAGGGCUGUCCAAGAAGCCCUCUCUGCUGACUCACCAAGGCCAUAUCCUGGACUCUGGAAUGAGCCUCACUCUGCAGUGUUGUUCUGACAUCAACUAUGACAGGUUUGCUCUGUACAAGGCGGGGGAUUCUAACAUCAUGCAGCACCCUAGCCAGUGGGCCAACACUGGCAUCUCCAUGGCCAACUUCACACUGAGCCACUCCACUGGAGGCCAAUACAGAUGCUAUGGUGUGCACAACCUCUCCUCUGAGUGGUCGGCCUCCAGUGACCCCCUGGACAUCCUGAUCAGAG
Molecule: messenger RNA, 882 nt
Organism: Grammomys surdaster
Lineage: Eukaryota; Metazoa; Chordata; Mammalia; Rodentia; Muridae
Product: leukocyte immunoglobulin-like receptor subfamily B member 3
Exons: 3
Biological process (GO): cytokine-mediated signaling pathway
Molecular function (GO): inhibitory MHC class I receptor activity
Source: RefSeq, a predicted model, not a curated record